AUGGAAUUUCACCAUAUUAUUAUAUUAGCUUAUCAAGUCGCACCAGAGUUAUGGCUGCCGUUUACCGGUCCUUCUGUUUAUAUACUUGCAUAUACUAGACUUAUCUCCCGGCACCGGGCAGGCGUCAGGCUUUAUACGCAGUGUUUCCACUUUGCAAAGCCCUGUGGUUUUAAUAACCAGUUGUCGUUCUCUCUUUAG
This is a messenger RNA of Monoraphidium neglectum, 198 nucleotides long. Lineage: Eukaryota; Viridiplantae; Chlorophyta; Chlorophyceae; Sphaeropleales; Selenastraceae. The record is from the annotation of a RefSeq genome assembly.